AUGCGUCUUUUGCUGUUGACUUCGCUGCUGGCGUUGCUGGAAUGGGAACAGGUGCGUGGUGUGGAUUACUGCUUUAAAACGGAUCCCCUACGUUCGCAGACACUCGAAUUUAGCUCAAAGAGCGUCUAUAAUCGUGUCAGCGGCCACGAUGCCGAGAAAUUCAAUGUUCCCGGGUGCAAGGCUACGAAGAUGUGGAUAUACCACAGACAUGGCACACGCUUGAUGGAAAAAGACGAUAUCGAGAAGGCCAAACGCCUCGGCGAGCUUCGUGAUUUGAUUAAGGGAAACUAUGAUAAAAUGCAGACUAGCCCUGACACGAAUACCUUGUGUGAUGCAGAUCUUGAUGAACUUCAGAAAUGGAGAUGGAACUCAAGCAUUACCGUCGAUCUCGAUGAGCAUCUUACCGAGCAGGGCUACGAAGAUUUGCGCAAUUCUGCUAAACGCUAUCAGUCCUAUUAUCCAGAGUUGUUGCCCAGAACAUACAACAGUACUUAUUAUCGGUUCGGUCAUACUGAUACUCAGCGUACGUACGAGAGUUUCAAGGCUUUUGCUGAUGGUUUAUUUGAUAAUAGCACUGUAGUUUCGUCAAAAAGUUCGAAUGAACUGCUUCGAGCAUACGAUAAUGGCGAAGACUACUUCGACAAAAACUACAAAGGUGAUGGUUCCGAGUUCAUGAAGUUUAUCACAAGGCCAAUCUAUAAAGAUAUGAUUGCAAAUAUUGCCAAGCGCUUGCGCUUCUCUAAGCUAUCCCCUAAAGAUAUUCUUCUUAUGUACAAAAUGUGCCGAUUUGAGCUGGCUUGGAAACCGAAAGAAAACAGUGCCUGGUGUGCCGUCUUUAAGCCUGAGGACGUGACCUUGUUGAAUUAUGCCGAGGAGCUCAAGAAUUACUACGGCUCGGGCUAUGGUUUUAAUGCGAGUGAUAAAUUAAAUUGCCUUGUCGUGCAGGACUUGCUGACGGUUCUCAACAGCACUGUGUCACCAAAUGUGGUCGCUUACUUUGCGCAUUCGCCGGGUCUGCAGAUGCUUCUUGUGUCGCUGGGCAUUGCCAAGGAUAAUGAUACACUACGUGCGGACAACUUCGAAAAGAUGGCAAAUCGUAAAUGGAAAUUAAGUGAGCUCGUUCCAUUUGGGGCCAAUUUUGUGGCCGUGAAAUACAAUUGUAAUGAAGCGGCAGAUAACGUGACUGAGAAGGCUCUGUUCUUCCUGAAUGAGAAACCUGUAGAGUUCAAAUGGUGCAAAAACGGUUUGUGUAACUGGUCGGAUGUUUUGAAACGCUACAAACACUUUUCGGAUGGCAAUUGUAAGGAAUUAUAUUCAAUGCGUCUCUUGCUGUUGACGUCGAUGCUGGCGAUGCUAGAAUGGGGACAGGUGCGUAGCGAGGACGAUUACCAUUCUAAACUUCCGCAGACGCUAUACUUUAAACCCGGCUGUAACGCUACAAAGAUGUGGAUUCUUCAAACCUCACCCAUGAUCAGCAAAGAUUACAUCAAUAAGUUUAAACGCUUCGACGAGCUACGCGAUUUGCUUACGAGAUACAACCGUGAAAUGUCUACAAACUCCUCUACGAAUACCUCGUGUGAGGAGGAUCUGAGAUGGAACUCCAACGAUAUCGAUAAGUAUGCGGUCAACCAGACUUACGAAGAAAAUCGAAAUUUUGCUAAGCUCUAUCAGAGCAAUUUUCCCCAGUUGUUGCCCGAAAACUACAACAAUACUUACUACAAGGUGAAUAGUGCAUAG
This is a messenger RNA of Drosophila nasuta, 1737 nucleotides long. RefSeq names its product multiple inositol polyphosphate phosphatase 1-like. The transcript has 6 exons. Gene Ontology annotation, molecular function: inositol phosphate phosphatase activity; acid phosphatase activity. NCBI's taxonomy places the organism in Eukaryota, Metazoa, Arthropoda, Insecta, Diptera, Drosophilidae. The record is from RefSeq and is a predicted model, not a curated record. Bases 1 to 1737 code for a protein of 578 amino acids.